This is a messenger RNA of Lagopus muta (rock ptarmigan), 10921 nucleotides long. RefSeq names its product CREB binding protein (gene CREBBP). The record is from RefSeq and is a predicted model, not a curated record. Gene Ontology annotation, biological process: positive regulation of transcription by RNA polymerase II. The transcript is spliced from 31 exons. Bases 315 to 7733 code for a protein of 2472 amino acids. NCBI's taxonomy places the organism in Eukaryota, Metazoa, Chordata, Aves, Galliformes, Phasianidae. Gene Ontology annotation, molecular function: transcription coactivator activity; chromatin DNA binding; histone acetyltransferase activity. Gene Ontology annotation, cellular component: histone acetyltransferase complex; transcription regulator complex; nucleus.
CGGCGGAGGGGGGGGGCCGGCUAUGCUCCCCGAGUGAGCGCCGGGCCGCCAUCCGGGCACCGCGGCGGCAGGGCGGGGGAGCGGCCGGGAGGAGCCGGGCCGGCAGGGAGGGGGCGCUUGGGCUCUUCCCCCCAGCCCGCCCCGAGCCCUCCUCCCUGCGGCCUGCUGCGGCGGCGGCCCCGGCCAUGGGGGAGCGGAGGGGGCCGCCGCCGGCCGGGCACUGAGCGGCGCUGUUGUUCGGUUUCCUCCUCCUCCCUUCUCGCCGAGCUCCGGGAGCGCCCGAGCGCCUCGGACGGGCCGCGAGCGGUUAAAGCAUGGCGGAGAACUUACUGGACGGGCCGCCCAACCCCAAGCGAGCCAAGCUCAACUCGCCGGGCUUCUCCGCCAGCGACAGCACAGAUUUUGGAUCUUUGUUUGACUUGGAAAAUGAUCUUCCUGAUGAGCUGAUCCCCAAUGGCGAGUUGGGCCUUUUGAAUAGCAGUGGGAACCUCGUUCCAGAUGCAGCUUCCAAACACAAACAACUUUCUGAACUUCUAAGGGGAGGCAGCGGCUCUUCCUUAAACCCAGGAAUUGGAAAUGUGAACUCAAACAGCCCUGUCCAGCAGGGAGUCGGGAGUCAAGUGCAGGGGCAGCCGAACAGUGCGAGCAUCGGCAACCUGGGUGCUAUGGGUAAGAGCCCAUUAAACCAGGGAGACUCUUCUGCUUCAGGCCUGGCAAAGCAAGUUGCCAGCACCUCUGGACCUACCACACCUGCAUCACAAACACUGAACUCUCAAGCACAAAAACAAGUGGGGAUGGUGACGAGCAGCCCUGCAACAUCACAGACUGGACCUGGAAUAUGUAUGAAUACUAAUUUCAGUCAGACACACCAGAGCCUUCUCAACAGUAAUUCUGGUCACAGUUUAAUGAAUCAGCCUCAGCAAGGACAAGGGCAGGUAAUGAAUGGAUCUCUUGGGGCAGCUGGAAGAGGAAGGGGAGCAGGAAUGCAAUAUUCUGCCCCUGCCAUGCAGGGGAAUGCAGGCAGUGUGCUGGCAGAGACUUUAACCCAAGUGUCUCCACAGAUGGCUGGUCACACCGGGCUGAACACAGCACAGACAGGAGCAAUUACAAAAAUGGGAAUGGCAGGUAACACCAGCCCCUUUGGGCAGCCUUUCAGUCAAACUGGAGGGCAACAGAUGGGAGCAACGGGGGUGAAUCCUCAGUUACCAAACAAGCCGGGCAUGGCCAACAGUUUGUCUGCCUUCCCUGCUGACAUCAAGAGUACUCCAGUCACCAGUGUGCCCAAUAUGUCCCAGAUGCAAAGUCAAGUGCAGCAAGUGGGGAUUGUACCAACGCAGGCCAUGGCAACUGGGCCCACAGCAGACCCGGAGAAGCGCAAACUGAUCCAGCAGCAGUUGGUUUUGCUGCUUCAUGCCCACAAAUGUCAGAGGCGUGAGCAGGCCAACGGAGAGGUGCGAGCCUGUGCCCUGCCACACUGCCGAACCAUGAAGAAUGUCCUCAACCACAUGACGCACUGCCAGGCUGGGAAGGCCUGUCAAGUUGCUCAUUGUGCUUCUUCGAGACAAAUCAUCUCCCACUGGAAGAAUUGUACUCGGCACGACUGUCCUGUGUGCCUUCCCUUGAAAAAUGCCAGUGACAAGAGAAACCAACAGCCCCUCUUAGGGUCUCCAGCUGGUGGAAUGCAGAAUUCCAUUGGUUCAGUUGGAACAGGCCAGCAGAAUAAUCCAUCGCUAAGUAAUCCUAAUCCGAUUGACCCCAGCUCCAUGCAACGAGCCUAUGCUGCUCUUGGACUCCCAUAUGGCAACCAGCCUCAGACACAGUUGCAGCCCCAGGUACAAGGCCAACAGCCAGCACAGCCUCAGGCUCACCAGCAAAUGAGGACCAUUAAUGCAUUGGGAGCCAACCAGAUGAACCUUCCCACAGGAGGAAUAACAACAGACCAGCAAGCUAGUCUAAUUUCUGAAACUGCUCUUCCAACAUCCCUUGGGACAAAUAACCCCCUCAUGAAUGAUGGCACAAAUUCUGGCAAUGUUGGAAACCUCAGCUCAAUGCCAACAGCUGCACCUCCUUCUAGCACCGGGGUAAGGAAAGCAUGGCAUGAACAUGUCACUCAGGACCUGCGCAAUCAUUUAGUGCAUAAACUUGUCCAAGCCAUCUUCCCCACUCCGGAUCCGGCAGCACUGAAGGAUCGCCGCAUGGAGAACUUGGUGGCUUAUGCAAGGAAAGUUGAAGGAGAUAUGUAUGAAUCUGCCAACAGUAGGGAUGAAUAUUAUCACUUAUUAGCAGAAAAAAUCUACAAGAUACAAAAGGAGCUCGAAGAGAAGCGGAGGUCUCGUCUGCAUAAACAAGGGAUCUUGGGAACGCAGCCAGCCUUACAGACACCAGGACCUCAGCCCCCUGGCAUCCCACAGGUGGCUGCUGCCAUGGGCCAGGCACAGCCUGUGAGGCCUCCCAAUGGGCCGAUGUCCAUGACAACUGUGCCUAUAAGUCGUAUGCAGGUUUCUCAAGGAAUGAAUCAGUUUAACCCCAUGUCCAUAGGGAAUGUACAGAUGUCACAAGCACCCAUGGGACCCCGUGCAGCUUCUCCAAUGAACCAUCCUGUGCAGAUGAACAACAUGGGCGCUGUUCCUGCGAUGGCAAUGUCUCCUUCCCGAAUGCCUCAGCCACAGAACAUGAUGGGAGCCCAUUCCAACAACAUGAUGGGUCAGGCUCCUACCCAGAACCAAUUCCUGCCUCAGAAUCAGUUUCCAGCUUCCACAGGGGCUAUGAAUGUGAACAAUGUUGGCAUGGGUCAGUCAGCAGCCCAGGCAGGGGUGGCACAGCAGGGGCAGGUUCCCAGUGCUGCUCUUCCCAACUCCAUGAACAUGCUAGGACCACAGGGUGGUCAGCUAUGCCCACCAGUGACCCAGCCACCUCUGCAUCAGACUACGCCUCCCGUGUCCACUGCUGCUGGGAUGCCGCCUAUUCAGCACCAAACACCGACUGGAAUGACUCCUCCUCAGCCAGCAGCACCCACUCAGCCAUCCACACCAGUCUCAUCUUCAGGACAAACCCCUACACCGACCCCGGGUUCUGUUCCCAACGCGACCCAAACACAAAGCACGCCUACGGGGCAGACUGCAGCGCAGGCUCAAGUCACACCGCAGCCUCAGACCCCGGUUCAGCCCCAGUCUGUGCCAACCCCACAGCCAUCCCAGCAACAGCCAACAUCUGUGCAGGCACAGCCACCUGGCACUCCACUAUCCCAGGCAGCAGCUAGUAUUGAUAACAGGGUCCCCACCCCUGCCUCAGUUGCUAGUGCUGAUACGAAUUCCCAGCAACUAGGACCAGAUGCACCAAUGCUAGAAAGCAAAUCAGAAGUUAAAACUGAAGAAACUGAGCCAGAGACUAGUGAGACACAAGUGGAAGCUAAGACUGAGGUGGAGGAGGAUUUACAAGGAUCUUCACAAACAAAAGAGGAAACAGAUGGAACUGAGCUGAAACAAGAGCCAAUGGAAAUAGAAGAAAAGAAGCCUGAAAUAAAAGUAGAUGCCAAGGAGGAAGAGGAAAGUGGCACUAAUGGAACCAGUUCACAAUCCACAUCACCGUCUCAGCCCCGCAAGAAAAUUUUCAAACCCGAGGAGCUGCGCCAGGCGCUGAUGCCUACGCUGGAAGCCCUGUACCGGCAGGACCCGGAGUCUCUGCCUUUCAGGCAGCCCGUGGAUCCCCAGCUCUUAGGGAUUCCGGACUACUUUGACAUUGUGAAGAAUCCCAUGGACCUCUCAACCAUCAAACGUAAAUUGGAUACGGGGCAGUACCAGGAGCCCUGGCAGUAUGUGGACGAUGUCUGGCUGAUGUUCAACAACGCCUGGCUUUACAAUCGCAAGACUUCCAGGGUCUAUAAGUUUUGCACUAAACUUGCAGAGGUGUUUGAACAAGAAAUUGAUCCCGUUAUGCAAUCCCUUGGCUACUGCUGUGGGCGCAAGUAUGAGUUUUCUCCACAGACCUUGUGCUGCUAUGGCAAGCAGCUGUGUACUAUCCCUCGUGAUGCUGCCUAUUACAGCUACCAGAAUAGUUCACCCAAAUAUGGCCUUCUUGCUGACAGGUAUCACUUCUGUGAGAAGUGUUUCACUGAAAUCCAGGGGGAGAAUGUCACCCUGGGUGAUGACCCUUCCCAGCCUCAAACAACCAUCUCUAAAGAUCAGUUUGAGAAGAAGAAGAACGACACGCUAGAUCCUGAGCCGUUUGUUGACUGCAAAGAGUGUGGUCGGAAGAUGCACCAGAUUUGUGUAUUACAUUAUGAUAUUAUUUGGCCUUCAGGGUUUGUGUGUGAUAAUUGUCUGAAGAAAACUGGUAGAACACGUAAAGAAAACAAGUUCAGUGCUAAAAGGCUGCAGACCACCCGCUUAGGAAACCACUUGGAAGACAGAGUGAACAAGUUUCUGAGGCGACAGAAUCAUCCUGAAGCUGGAGAGGUCUUUGUCAGAGUGGUAGCAAGUUCAGAUAAGACAGUAGAAGUUAAACCAGGGAUGAAAUCCAGAUUUGUGGAUUCUGGUGAGAUGUCAGAAUCCUUCCCUUACCGUACCAAAGCUCUGUUUGCAUUUGAGGAGAUAGAUGGAGUAGAUGUCUGCUUCUUUGGCAUGCAUGUGCAGGAGUAUGGCUCGGACUGCCCCCCUCCAAACACAAGACGUGUGUACAUAUCGUAUCUAGAUAGUAUUCAUUUCUUCCGCCCCCGUUGUCUCCGAACUGCAGUUUAUCAUGAAAUCCUCAUUGGAUACUUGGAGUACGUGAAGAAACUUGGGUAUGUGACAGGACACAUCUGGGCCUGUCCCCCGAGUGAAGGAGAUGACUAUAUUUUUCAUUGCCAUCCACCUGAUCAGAAAAUCCCCAAGCCCAAACGCUUACAAGAAUGGUAUAAGAAGAUGCUGGACAAGGCCUUUGCUGAGAGAAUCAUUCAUGACUACAAGGACAUCUUCAAACAAGCAACUGAAGACAGGCUGACGAGUGCCAAGGAGCUGCCUUACUUUGAAGGUGAUUUCUGGCCCAAUGUGCUGGAAGAAAGCAUUAAAGAGCUGGAGCAGGAGGAGGAGGAAAGGAAGAAGGAAGAAAGCACUGCAGCUAGUGAAACAACAGAGGGAAGCCAGGGUGACAGCAAAAACGCCAAGAAAAAGAACAACAAAAAAACCAACAAGAAUAAGAGUAGCAUCAGCAGAGCUAACAAGAAGAAACCCAGCAUGCCAAACGUGUCCAACGAUCUGUCUCAGAAGCUGUAUGCCACCAUGGAGAAGCAUAAAGAGGUCUUUUUUGUGAUUCAUUUACAUGCCGGGCCCGUAAUUAACACUCUGCCUCCCAUUGUGGACCCCGACCCACUGCUGAGCUGUGAUCUGAUGGAUGGGAGGGAUGCCUUCCUCACCUUAGCCAGAGAUAAGCACUGGGAGUUCUCCUCGCUGCGCCGAUCCAAGUGGUCCACGCUCUGCAUGCUGGUGGAGCUGCACACCCAGGGCCAGGACCGCUUUGUCUACACGUGCAAUGAGUGCAAGCAUCACGUGGAGACCAGGUGGCACUGCACUGUCUGUGAGGACUACGACCUGUGCAUUAACUGCUACAACACUAAGAGCCAUGACCACAAGAUGGUUAAGUGGGGCCUGGGUCUGGAUGAUGAGAGCAACAGCCAAGGGGAGCAGCAGUCGAAGAGCCCCCAGGAGUCGCGACGGCUGAGCAUCCAGCGCUGCAUUCAGUCCCUUGUCCACGCCUGUCAGUGCCGCAACGCAAACUGCUCCUUGCCAUCCUGCCAGAAGAUGAAGCGGGUUGUCCAGCACACCAAGGGCUGCAAGCGCAAGACCAACGGCGGCUGCCCGGUGUGCAAACAGCUCAUAGCUCUUUGCUGCUACCAUGCCAAACACUGCCAAGAGAACAAAUGCCCCGUGCCAUUCUGUCUCAACAUCAAACACAAGCUCCGGCAGCAGCAGAUCCAGCACCGCCUGCAGCAGGCUCAGCUCAUGCGCAGAAGGAUGGCUACCAUGAACACCCGAAACGUGCCUCAGCAAAGUUUGCCUUCUCCUACCUCAGCAACGCCUGGUACCCCCACUCAGCAGCCGAGUACGCCGCAGACGCCGCAGCCUCCUCCCCAGCCCCAGCCUUCCCCCGUAAGUAUGUCACCGGCUGGCUUUCCCAACGUGUCCAGAACUCAGCCCCCCACCACCGUUUCAACAGGAAAACCCACCAACCCGGUCGCCGCACCUCCACCUCCGGCUCAGCCGCCGCCGGCCGCGGUGGAAGCAGCUCGGCAGAUCGAGAGAGAGGCCGCCCAGCAGCAGCAGCAGCUCUACAGGGUCAACAACAUCAACAACGGUUUGCCUCCCGGUCGCCCAGGGCUGGUAAACCCGACGGUGGGUUCGGUGAGCCAGAUGCAGCAGGUCGGCAUGAACGUGGCGCGGCCCGGCCCCGUCGGCGGCGCGGUGAUGUCCAACAUGCAGGCUGGGCAGUGGCAGUCGCCUCCGAUGCCGCAGCAGCAGGCGAUGCAGCCGGGGAUGGCGAGGCCGGUCAUCCCGAUGGCGACGGCGCAAGCAGUGGCCGGGCCGAGGAUGCCAGGCGUGCAGCAGCCGCCGCGGAGCAUCCCUCCAAAUGCACUUCAGGACUUGCUGAGGACCUUGAAAUCGCCGAGUUCUCCGCAGCAGCAGCAACAGGUUCUUAAUAUCCUUAAGUCCAACCCUCAGCUUAUGGCAGCUUUUAUAAAGCAAAGAACGGCCAAAUACGUGGCUAACCAGCCCGGGAUGCAGCCGCAAGCGGGGAUACAGCCCCAGGCCGGCAUGCAGCAGCCGCAGACCGGCAUGCAACAGCCGGGCAUGCACGCUCAGCCGGGAUUGCAGAACAUGAACGCGAUGCAAGCAGGAGUGCAGAGACCGAGCGUUCCUCCCCAGCAGCAAGGGAUAGGAGCUAUGAAUCCGCAGGCACAAGGAAUCAACAUCAUGAACCCCGGCCACAACACUAGCAUGGCGAGCAUGAAUCACCCGCAGUACCGAGAAAUCCUGAGGAGGCAACUGCUGCAGCAGCAGCAACAGCAGCAGCAGCAGCAGCAAGGAGGGGCUGGCAUGGCGGCGGGGAUGGCCGGCCACAGCCAGUUCCAGCAGCCCCAAGGGCCGGGAGGUUACCCUCAAGCCAUGCAGCAGCAGCGGAUGCAGCAGCACAUAUCCAUACAGGGGGGGUCCAUGGGACAGAUGGCUCAGAUGGGACAGCUGAACCAGAUGGGCCAGCCCGGCCUGGGGGCGGACGGCACUCCCAACAUUCAGCAGGCGCUGCAGCAGAGGAUCCUGCAGCAGCAGCAGAUGAAGCAGCAGAUAGGCUCUCCGGGCCAGCCCAACCCCAUGAGCCCACAGCAGCACAUGCUCUCAGGACAACCGCAGGCGUCUCAUCUCCCCGGCCAGCAGAUCGCCUCCUCCCUCGGCAGCCAGGUGCGCUCCCCGGCGCCCGUUCAGUCUCCCCGCCCCCAGUCCCAGCCGCCACAUUCCAGCCCGUCCCCACGGAUUCAGCCCCAGCCGUCGCCGCACCACGUCUCGCCCCAGACUGGUUCCCCCCACCCGGGACUCGCAGUUACUAUGGCUAGCUCCAUGGAUCAGGGACACUUGGGCAACCCGGAACAGAGUGCAAUGCUUCCACAACUAAACACCCCCAACAGGAGUGCGUUGUCAAACGAAUUGUCUCUGGUCGGUGACACCACCGGGGACACGCUAGAAAAAUUUGUGGAGGGUUUGUAGCAUUAUGGGAGCAUCACUUUUAUUUUUGGGGGGUUCUUGGGGGUUGGUUUUCUUUUAUUUUUCCUUUGGUGUUCUUGGACAUUUUGUACUGAGAAUUCAGACAUCCGGGCUGUUUUGGAUCCCGGAUGGAACUGCUGCUUCCUUACACGGGGAAGGACGAAUUGCUGUUUAAAAGAAAAACACACACACAAAAAAAACCAACAGAGCGUGGAAAAAAACCACAAACAACAAGAAGAAAACAAUACAAAGAAUAUAUUUUUUGUUAACGCCAGGCAGUUACAGGUAUCUGGUCUCUUUUGUGGGUUUAUUUGGUUUUUAUUUUUUUGUUGCUGUUGACUCAUACCUUUUUUUUAAACGGGGGGCGGGGGGGUGAAAGCAAGUUCAUUAUAUUCAUAUUUUUUAUUUGUAUUUCCAAGACGUCGCGUCUCAAAGAAGAAAAAAAGAAGAAUAUUCACAAACUGUUGGCUGAGGCGGGGCGGCCGCCCUGGGAACGGCUCCUUCUUUUCUACAGCAAACUGUGCAGGCGUUGGAGGUGUCAGGUGGGAGAUGGGACGGACUCCCAGCGCCCGGAGCCACGACCCUGGGCUCGCAGAUGUAGAAAUCGUUGCUUUGUUUCUCUGAUAAAACUGGUUUUAGGUGAAAAUAGGGAUGAUCACUCUUAGCCCGUGCUGAUUUGAAUAGAGAAGAAGCAUUCUUUUCUUUCUUUCUUCUAUGUGAAACUUGAAAUGAGGAAAAGCAAUUCUAGUGUAAAUCAUGCGAGCGCUAUAAUUACUAUAAAUAAGAAAAUCCGAGAAGAUUCAAUCACUGUAUAGAAUGGUAAAAAACAAAAAAUACAAAAAAAAAUACAAAAAAAAACUCAUUUCUUACUUAUAAUAUCAUAUUGUUAAAUAAACUGUGUGCAACAGAAAAACAAAAAGGGUGGUCCUUCUUGAAUCCAUGUACAUGGUAUUAACACUUAGUGUUUGGGUUUUUUGUUAUGAAAAUGCUGUUUUCAACAUUGUAUUUGGACUAUGCAUGUCUUUUUUUUCCAUUGUAUAUAAAGUAUUGCUUAAAAAAAAAAAAUUGAUAUAAAUUACUGAAGUUUUUAACAUGUAUUCUGUUCUUUAAAAAAAAAAAAAAAGAAAAAUCCAUGUAAGAAUGUGGAAGGUUUUUAUUUAUUUAUCUAUUUUUGGAUCAUGUUCUUUGUACGACGGGGCUGCGGAGGAGCGGCGGGGCUGCGGGGAGCGCUGCCUGCUGGCCAUGGCUGCAGGGCCGGGAGGGGAGCGCAGGGGAUCGGUGCCCCAACCCUUUAAUGCUGACAGGCCUUCAUCCAUGAGGGGCAACUGGAAUAAAUUAUUAACAGCCAUUGCUUUCUAAAAACCGCGUUAAUGGAGAGAAGGAUCACCGGCGAAAGGAGAAAAAAGAAUAGAGGAUGGAGUGAAUUCUAGGCUAAUUUAUUUAGUCUAUGGUAAAAUAUGAACCUAUUGACUUUAACACUAUUUUUCUGCUGUUAACUCUGAGUCUAGAUUUGAGGGUUUUCUGUGGAAUAAAAAAUAACAAAUCAUGUACAUGUUCCCUUUCAUAUCCCGUCAGCUCACGCUCCUGGGCCGCUGCCCCCCCCCUUCCCACCGCAUUCCUUCCUUCCAGUUCCAACCCAGGGCCGCUUCCCCCCCAGGCCGGAGUUGUGACAAAGCCCACGCGUGGCCCAGGGCUCCUCCAGCCCGGCUCGCAGCAGGUCAGCAUCCCCUGCAGCACUGCUGGGCGAGGAUGGGGGAGCAGCGCUGCUUUCUCUUGAAAGCUCUUUUAUCCCCGUGCUGCACACGGCUGCGCACUGCAGCGCUGCUCCCUCCUGAACUACAGCGAGGCUCUGCUGAAGUCUUUCUUGCAAACCUUCAGCUGUUGGACCUUCAUCGCCACCGCUGGGUUCGUCUGCCCACACGGCUGUUUUCAGCAGUUCUGUGUGUCAGAAUUUGGGGCUGGGUGAGGUCAGCGAGCACCAACCCGAAGCUAAUCCAAAAGCAAUCACUGCUUAAAAGGAAACGAGCUGGGAAGCCCUGAUGCUGUGUUUCGUGCUGCGUACUCAAAAAGGGGGAAAAUACUGUAUUUGUGAUCAAAGAGAGGAAGCCUUGAAUGUGCUGGUGUUUCUAAUAAAAGCUGGUAAAACUGCUUGGAUUGAAGGAUGCUUCCACCUGGCUGCUGAAGCAGAGCCUGACCCAACCCAGGCUCCUUGAUUUCGGAUCAGAGCAGCAGGUGUGAGCAGGGAGGCACAGAGCUGAAGUGAAACAUGCAGAUGCAGAGCUUGGGUUGCAGAUGAAGGAAGCUUGGCCUGCUUGGAGCCUGGGUACAGAACUCAGUGUGUCUCAAGUUGGGCUUGUUCAGGUCCUUGUUUUGAUGGGGCUGUGCUGCUGGUAAGGAACGGCACUGCGGGAACACGAGCAUCUACAGUGCAAGGAUGUGUUUGGUGCUGGGUCCUCGUGGCUGCAGGUGGUGGCUGAGGCCUCCUGCCUUACAGACUGCUGAAUUCUGGAGGGAAAAGAGCUCAAAUCUGAACGUUGAGCCGCAGCUCCUCGUUUCUACCUUUCCAAUGCACUGUGCUUUCUGCUGCUGACCCAGCUUGCCACUGUGACAGCAAGGAGCCGUGAGCGUGUUUCUUGUGGCAGAUAACAGCAGCUGAGGUUUUAUCUCCACGCUUUUUGCUGCUGCUUCUCCUGCAUACUUCAGAGCAGGGGGGUGAGGGGCUGCCGGCGGCAGCAGGCAGGAGGAGGAAGAGCCGUCCUGCAGGGCACGCAGCAGGUACAGAACGGUUGGGGACAGGACAGGAAUCCCUUGCUGGAGCCAGGAGCGGCCCAUGGCUGCGGCAGCUCCAUGUGCCUUUGGGUCAGCACGCAGGGAAUAGAAACGAGCCUCAACAGAGCAAAGGAUCCCCGCCAGAUCACCUGGGGCCGCAGGCUUCCUGCAGGAGGGCAGUUUGUGGCUCAAUGGUCAGAACGGAACCAAAGCAGGAGGGCGGGGUGCAGCGUUCCACACGCGCGGCCCGGGCCGCAGCACGGCGGUGCGCUGCGAUCAGACAGAGGCGGCGGCGAGGAGAGCAGGUGGGGGGAAACGGUUCGAACGGGCUCGGAAGUCAUUCGGGGCUUGGGCACAACGCGGGGGUUCCGAGGAGAGCAGGGGGUUUGUUCCAGGCGGAAGCGCAGCCCAGCGGAAGGCGC